AUGUCGCCCUGGCCCCUGGGUCACAUGUGGCCUCAGAUUGGGAGCUUAGAAAACUACUACCACUUCCACCACAGCAAGACGUUUAAGCGCUCGACGCUGAGCAGCCGGGGACCGCACAACUUCCUCCGCAUGGACCCCAAGGUGGACUGGCUGCAGCAGCAGGAGGUGAAGCGGCGGGUGAAGAGGCAGGCCCGAGGUGAGCCACACGCCCUGCCCUUCAACGACCCCGUGUGGCCCAACAUGUGGUACCUGGUGGACUGGCUGCAGCAGCAGGAGGUGAAGCGGCGGGUGAAGAGGCAGGCCCGAGGUGAGCCACACGCCCUGCCCUUCAACGACCCCGUGUGGCCCAACAUGUGGUACCUGCACUGCAGCAAUAAAAGCAGUCGCUGCAGGUCAGAGAUGAACGUCCUGGCAGCCUGGCAGAGGGGCUACAGCGGCAGGAACGUGGUGGUCACCAUCCUUGAUGACGGCAUAGAGAGAAACCACCCUGACCUCCUGCAAAACUAUGACCCUCUCGCCAGCUACGACGUCAAUGGGAACGACCACGACCCGACUCCGCGCUAUGAUGCCAGCAACGAGAAUAAACACGGCACUCGCUGUGCGGGGGAGGUGGCGGCAGCCGCCAACAACUCCUACUGCAUCGUGGGCAUCGCCUACAACGCCCGCAUCGGAGGCAUUCGUAUGUUAGAUGGCGAUGUAACAGAUGUUGUUGAAGCGAAGUCGCUUGGCAUCAGACCCGAUUACAUUGACAUUUACAGCGCGAGCUGGGGGCCAGAUGAUGAUGGGAAGACAGUUGAUGGACCUGGUCUAUUGGCCAAACAGGCUUUUGAGCAUGGCAUUAAAAAGGGCCGCAGGGGUUUGGGCUCCAUUUUUGUCUGGGCAUCAGGCAACGGCGGCAGAGAGGGCGACUACUGCUCCUGUGAUGGCUACACCAACAGCAUCUACACCAUCUCCAUCAGCAGCACCACUGAGAAUGGCUACAAGCCCUGGUACCUGGAGGAAUGUGCCUCCACCCUUGCCACCACCUACAGCAGUGGGGCUUUUUAUGAGCGGAAAAUAGUCACCACCGACCUCCGGCACCGCUGCACCGACAGCCACACCGGCACCUCCGUGUCCGCCCCCAUGGUGGCCGGCAUCAUCGCCUUGGCUUUGGAGGCAAACCCCCUGCUCACCUGGAGGGAUGUCCAGCAUCUGCUGGUCAGAACCUCGAGGCCAGUGCACUUGCGAGCGUCGGACUGGAAGACCAACGGCGCGGGACAUAAAGUUAGCCAUCUAUAUGGCUUUGGUCUGGUGGAUGCAGAUGCUAUUGUGGUGGAAGCCAAGAAGUGGAAGUCAGUCCCUCCCCAGCACGUCUGCGUGGGAAGCCUGGACAGGGUGCCCAAGUACAUCCGCGCGGACCACGUGCUGCGCGCCAGCACCCUCAGCAGCGCCUGCGCCGAGCAGCGUGACCAGCACGUGCUGUACCUGGAGCACGUGGUGGUGCGGCUCAGCAUCUCGCACCCGCGCCGGGGAGACCUCCAGAUCAGCCUCAUCUCUCCAGCAGGGACCAGGUCGCAGCUCCUUGGCAGGAGAGUGUUUGACCAUUCCAACGAGGGCUUCAAGGGCUGGGAGUUCAUGACUGUCCACUGCUGGGGGGAGCGGGCAGCAGGGGAGUGGACCCUGGAGAUCCUCGACACGCCGUCCCACGUGCGCAACCCCACCGUGCAGGGGAAGCUGAAGGAGUGGAGCCUCCUCUUCUACGGGACAGCUGAGCACCCCUACAGCACUCCAGGCAGCCCCCAGUCCCGCGGGAAGGUGGUGGAGGUGCCAGCAUCAGAGAUGGAGCCAUCGAGAGCUGCUUUCCUGCAGAGCCAGGUGGAGGUGGCAGAGGAAGAGGAGGAGUACACAGGUCUGUGCCACCCUGAGUGUGGUGACCAGGGCUGUGAUGGCCCCAAUGCCGACCAGUGCUUGAAUUGCAUCCACUACAGCCUGGGCAACAUGAAAACUGGCAGGAUGUGUGUGAGCUCCUGCCCCGCGGGGUUUUUCGGUGACCAAGGCGCCCGGAGGUGCCGCCGGUGCUACAAGGGCUGCGAGCGCUGCGUGGGGAGGGGGCCAGCCCAGUGCACGGCCUGCAAGAGGAGCCUCUACCACCACCAGGAGAUGAGCACCUGCGUGGUGCUCUGUCCACCUGGGUUCUACGCCGAGGAACGUCAGAAACGUUGUCUGAAAUGUCAUCAAAGCUGUAAAAAAUGUGUUGGCGAAGCAGACAAAUGUACUGCAUGCAAAGAUGGAUUCAGCCUGGCAGGGGAGAGCUGCGUGCCAGAGUGCCAGCCUGCCAUGUACCUCAGCCGGGAGCCCCGGCGGUGCGAGACCUGCCCCGCUGGCACAGGGCCAGGUGAGGAAGACUGUGCACCCUGCACCCCCGAGGGCCCCAUGUCCCACUGGCACUGUGUCCCUGCCUGCCGCCCUGGCUUCUACCCCGCCGACAGCCACGGGCUGCCCAACAAAGUCUGCAAGAGGUGUGACGACCACUGCUCGGCCUGUGAGGGCUCCAGCGGAAACUGCCUCAAGUGCAAAGAAGGUUUCAGUCUCCUCGGUGGCUCCUGUGUAACAAAUGAAACCUGCACCAAUGCUGACAAGACUUUCUGUGAGAUGGUGAAAUCAAACAAGCUCUGUGAAAAGAAGCUGUUUGUGCAGUUCUGCUGUCAGACGUGUCUUAUGGCCGGGUAA
Chaetura pelagica (chimney swift) is the source of this 2709-nucleotide messenger RNA. RefSeq names its product proprotein convertase subtilisin/kexin type 6 (gene PCSK6). The record is from RefSeq and is a predicted model, not a curated record. Gene Ontology annotation, cellular component: cell surface; membrane. Gene Ontology annotation, biological process: peptide hormone processing. The coding region runs from base 1 to 2709 and encodes 902 amino acids. Lineage: Eukaryota; Metazoa; Chordata; Aves; Apodiformes; Apodidae. Gene Ontology annotation, molecular function: serine-type endopeptidase activity. The transcript is spliced from 22 exons.